GGGAGGAGGAGGAGCGAACCGGGCUUGGGGGGCGGCUGCACAGUCUCUGGGAUCCCCAGGCCUGGAGGGGGGUCUGCGCGCGGCCGGCUGGCUCUGCCCCCCGUCCGGUCCGGAGCGGGCCUCCCUCGGGCCAGCCCGAUGUGACCGGGCCCAGCGGAGCCUGAGCUAGGAGCGGGUCCGUCGCGGAGCCGGAGGGCGGGAGGAACAUGACAUCGCGGAGAUGGUUUCACCCAAAUAUCACUGGCGUGGAGGCAGAAAACCUACUGUUGACAAGAGGAGUUGAUGGCAGUUUUUUGGCAAGGCCCAGUAAAAGUAACCCUGGAGACUUUACACUUUCUGUUAGAAGAAAUGGAGCUGUCACCCACAUCAAGAUUCAGAACACUGGUGAUUACUACGACUUGUAUGGAGGGGAGAAGUUUGCCACUUUGGCUGAACUGGUCCAGUAUUACAUGGAACAUCAUGGGCAAUUAAAAGAGAAGAAUGGAGAUGUUAUUGAGCUCAAAUAUCCUCUGAACUGUGCAGAUCCUACCUCUGAAAGGUGGUUUCAUGGACAUCUGUCUGGGAAAGAAGCAGAGAAAUUGUUAACCGAGAAAGGGAAACACGGUAGCUUUCUUGUGCGGGAGAGCCAGAGCCACCCUGGAGAUUUUGUUCUCUCUGUCCGAACCGGAGAUGACAAAGGGGAGAGCAAUGACGGCAAGUCUAAAGUGACCCACGUUAUGAUCCGCUGUCAGGAACUGAAAUAUGAUGUUGGUGGAGGAGAACGGUUUGACUCUUUGACAGAUCUCGUGGAGCAUUACAAGAAGAAUCCUAUGGUAGAAACAUUGGGCACAGUACUGCAACUCAAGCAGCCCCUCAACACAACUCGUAUCAAUGCUGCUGAAAUAGAAAGUCGGGUUCGAGAACUAAGCAAAUUAGCUGAGACCACAGAUAAAGUCAAACAAGGCUUUUGGGAAGAAUUUGAGACACUACAACAACAGGAGUGCAAACUUCUCUACAGCCGAAAAGAGGGUCAGAGGCAAGAGAAUAAAAACAAAAAUAGAUAUAAAAACAUCCUGCCCUUUGAUCACACCAGGGUUGUCCUACAUGAUGGUGAUCCCAAUGAGCCUGUUUCAGAUUACAUCAAUGCAAACAUUAUCAUGCCUGAAUUUGAAACCAAGUGCAACAACUCAAAGCCCAAAAAGAGUUACAUUGCCACACAAGGCUGCCUGCAAAACACCGUGAAUGACUUUUGGCGGAUGGUGUUUCAAGAGAACUCCCGAGUGAUUGUCAUGACAACAAAAGAAGUGGAGAGAGGAAAGAGUAAAUGUGUCAAAUACUGGCCUGAUGAGUAUGCGCUAAAAGAAUACGGGGUCAUGCGCGUUCGGAACGUCAAAGAAAGUGCUGCUCAUGACUAUACGUUAAGAGAACUUAAACUUUCGAAGGUUGGACAAGCUCUACUCCAGGGGAAUACGGAGAGGACGGUCUGGCAAUACCACUUUCGGACCUGGCCGGACCACGGAGUGCCCAGUGACCCCGGGGGCGUGCUGGACUUCCUGGAGGAGGUCCACCAUAAGCAGGAGAGCAUCAUGGACGCGGGGCCUGUGGUGGUUCACUGCAGUGCUGGAAUUGGCCGAACAGGGACGUUCAUUGUGAUUGAUAUUCUUAUUGACAUCAUCAGAGAGAAAGGUGUCGACUGUGACAUUGACGUUCCCAAAACCAUUCAGAUGGUGCGGUCUCAGAGGUCAGGGAUGGUCCAGACAGAAGCACAGUACCGAUUCAUCUAUAUGGCCGUCCAGCAUUAUAUUGAAACACUACAGCGCAGGAUUGAAGAAGAGCAGAAAAGCAAGAGGAAAGGGCACGAAUACACAAAUAUUAAGUAUUCCCUGACGGACCAGGCAAGUGGAGAUCAGAGUCCCCUCCCGCCUUGUACCCCAACGCCGUCCUGUGCAGAAAUGAGAGAAGAUAAUGCUAGAGUCUAUGAAAAUGUGGGUCUGAUGCAGCAGCAGAAAAGUUUCAGAUGAGAAGACCCGCCAAGACUUCAAGCACAGAAAUAGAUGUGGACUUUCACCCUCUCCCUGAAAAGAUCAAGAAUGAUGCAAGAAAGUUUACAUGAAGAAUGAAUUUGAAUUUGGAAGGCUUGCAUUGUGGUUGACUACCUUCUGAUAAGCAAAAUUUGAAACCAUUUAAAGACCACUGUAUUCUAACUCAACAAUACCUGAUUUCCAAUUACUCGUGUCCUCAGAUAAGAAGAAAUCAUCUCUAUGAUGUAGACAGUGUUAUAUUUUAUGGAAUUUUAUUUUAAAUUGAGGAAGCAGUUAAAUUGUGCUCUAUAUUUUCCAGAUGAUGGUGAUUCAAAUUCUAGUUAUUGGCCUUUUUUUCUUUUGAUAACCUCAACAAAUUUAGUUUCCCCCCUGCUUUGUGGGGGAUGAUAGGGCACUUGUAAGAGGAAACAUGAUUGGGGAUAAUUAAGUAACAGCACCCUAUAGAAGUGAGAACAAUUUCAUUUAUCAUCACUUAUCCAGUAGUGGAUAAUUCAUUUUGAUGGCCUCUUAUUUUGGCUAAAUAAUAAUUAAGCCAGUGCCCCAGACUGUCUCCCCUUGCAUUGCCAUUAAAAAAUCAUGGGGGCGGGAAUCAUGGGAACUUAGGAUAAAAGGCAUGGUUUCUUCUUAGCAGUUGACCAAUUACCAUUCAGCCUGUUGACUGAGAAACUCGUGGUGGGAAAACGUUUGUCAUCUUUUCUUUUCAUUUGAGUAAUUGUCUUGUAUUUAGGAAAAAAAUGCAUCUAUGGAUAACCAGUUUUGGGUUAUCACUUGUUGCUGACAAACCACCUGAAAACUGAGUGGCUUAAAACAACAACUUGCUUUUCCCCAUCUCUUCAAACUGGGCUGGACUCAGCUGAGCGGUUCCUCUCCUUGUCUUGCUGGUGUCACUCGUGGUUGGCAGGAUGGCUGGGCCUCUCCGUCUGCAUGCGGUCCUCAGGUCUCACCUUCUCCAUGUGGCCUCGCCCGCAGAGUAGCUGGACCACAUUUAUGACAGCUCAGAGGUCCCAAGGGUAUAAAGCAGUAGUGGCCAGGUUUAAGACUUAAACCCAGAAGUAUCACAGCAUCACUUCUACUGCCUUCUAUUGAUUAAAGUCAGUCCCAGGCCCAGCCCCGAUUUGGGAAGAGGGGACCGCACGAGGGCAUGAAGUGGAGGUGAGGUUCCUUGGAGGCCCCCAGUGUAACAGACUGUCAGAACCAGUGCCAUGGAAAAACAGCUAAAAAAAGAGGUUAGCAAAAGUAGAAGCUGCUAGUGACCUUGGGAAGCUGAAGCUGGUUAUGAUAGCUGGUGUAAGCUGGAAGUCAGGCAGAAACAGAGGGCCUUCAGCGAGCUUCCUGAACCAGUUCUGCUGGCUCUUAGCGUAUGCUCUGAACCACCGCUUUGGGAAACUGGUCUCUUAAGGAUGGGUGUGUUCGGAAGGGCAGAGCAUUUGAAAGCAGAACCACCUCAUUGCCCUGGCCGCUGCAGAGGAAGGUGAAUGGGGUGCUUUCUUCACGCCCCUGGUUUCGGUUGGGCCCCGCACCCAUGCACGCAGCCAAGGCUGCAGUGAGGAGGAGCAGUCCUCGUGAGGCCACUCAUCAGACUGAAUUAGCAGUAGCUCAUUUUUGUUUUAACCAAGCAGUAGGAUUUGCUAAUGUUCUACCUGAAGUGCCUUCUCCAAAGACAUCCCUCUUUGCCCUGUGUGUUGAAUCAUCAUUCAAUGAGUGUAUUUCAAUUAAAGCAUCAUUGGUGGACUUUGUAAAGAUAAUAAAAUGCCAUGGCAGCUUUGCCAUUAAGUCAUGAUCUUCUUAA
Molecule: messenger RNA, 3810 nt
Organism: Balaenoptera ricei (Rice's whale)
Lineage: Eukaryota; Metazoa; Chordata; Mammalia; Artiodactyla; Balaenopteridae
Gene: PTPN11
Product: protein tyrosine phosphatase non-receptor type 11
Exons: 16
Coding region: 207-2000 (597 amino acids)
Biological process (GO): protein dephosphorylation
Molecular function (GO): protein tyrosine phosphatase activity
Source: RefSeq, a predicted model, not a curated record